GACGAGCUCCAGGAUAAAGUCAUUGACACAUUUUAUUGGACUGACUCAUAUUCUACUCUUUGUUGGAUUCGCAAUGUGAAACCUUGGACACAAUAUGUUAGGAACAGAGUUUCGAAAAUUUUGAGUACUUCUAAGCAAGAAAAAUGGUUCCAUUGUCCUGGGGUAGAUAAUCCGGCAGAUCUGCCCUCCAGAGGAAAACAUGGGGGUCUCGCUGCCAAUUCGUUCUGGUGGGAGGGUCCACAAUUUCUUAAGUUAGAACCACAGGAAUGGCCCAAGUCCCCUAAUGGCAGUGAGUUGGUCGUAGAAGAAGCAUUGCAGGAAAGGGUUAAACAGGGGCCUAUCAUUACCCACGCAAUAUUUACUUCAAAGGGGAAAUUCGAAGAACUUAUUGAUAUAACGCGUUUUAACGACAAGGGUAAACUGGUACGAAGUUUUGGAUGGGUUAUAAGAUUUAUCUCCAACUUGAAAAGUGCGGUACAAGGUACUGAAAUAAAUCGUAGCGAAGGUUUAAGUGUCCCGGAAAUUCAAAGGGCAGAAACAGUAUUAAUACGGUCAGUUCAGCACGAGUCAUUUUCAUCUGAAAUAAAAUAUUUGUUAAGCUCGGAAUCAGGCAAAAAGGGUACGAAAACACCGCUGUACAUAAACCAGUUUAAUCUAUUUUUGGAUAAGGACAUGAUUCUUCGAUGUAGAACACGUGUAGGAAAGUCUACAAUUGCUGAAAGUAGCAAACGACCUGUAUUUUUGCCUGCUAAAAGUAAGUUGUCGGAGCUAAUAAUUAAGGAUUGCCAUGAUAAAGUGUUCCACAACGGUGUUAAGGACACGUUAAACUUAAUGAGACAGCGUUAUUGGGUUCUCCGGGGGAGGGAACAAGUAAGAAAACUCGUACGUCGUUGCAUUUUGUGUAAGAGACUUGAGGGUUUACCCUUCAAGACCGUGUACAGCCCUGAAUUACCAGAGUUCCGCAUUGAUAGUGGUCCGCCCUUUACAAAUGUAGGCAUAGACUUUGCGGGACCAUUAAUGGUAACAGGUAGAUGGAAUAAAGACGAACAAAUUAAAUGCUAUCUGUGCUUGUUUACGUGUGCUGCUACGAGAGCAGUUCACCUUGAAGUUGUCGAAUCAUUAAGCGUUGAAGAUUUUAUUUGUGCUUAUCGACGCUUUAGUGCUCGUAGAGGGACACCCUCAUUGUUGAUUUCCGACAAUGCCAAAACCUUUAAGUCGGCCUCCAAGGAGAUCACUAAACUACUGCGUUCUCCCAAACUAACUGAAUAUUUUACGAUAAGAGGUGUAAAAUGGAAGUUUAUCGUAGAACUCGCACCAUUUUACGGGGGGUUUUGGGAGCGACUAAUAAGAAGCACGAAACGUUGUCUGACGAAAGUCGUGGGUCGAGCGACACUAAGUUAUGGGGAAUUGGAAACAAUUGUCGUGGAAAUUGAAAGAGUAAUAAAUUCACGACCCCUAACCUACGUUUUUGAUGAUACGGACGGGAUAUCAUAUCCACUAACCCCAUCCCAAUUAAUAAACGGUCGUAACUUGAGUCAAUACCCAAAUGAAGCACAUUUUGAAGUAAUUAAUACGUAUGAGAGUUUGUCGAAACGAGCUAAGUAUAAUCGAAAAUUACUUUCUAAUUUUGUAGAUCGAUGGAGGAAAGAGUACCUACUGGGGUUGUUGGAAACUUACAGGCCAAGAAACAGUAGUAAGACCAACCCUGACAUAAAAAUUGAUGAUAUUUGUAUCCUUAGGAAUGACCAAACGAAAAGAUCCUUUUGGAAACUUUGCCGAGUGUUAGAGCUGCUGGCAGGAACAGAUGGUUCAGUGCGAGCAGCCAGGGUAUUAGUAUUAUCACGGGAUGGCAGUAAGAAAGUUUUGAAUCGAAAUUUGAAAUAUCUUAUUCCGUUAGAAAUUCGAUGUCCUUAUUGGCAGAAAACCGAGUGUGCCGCUAAUGCAAACCAGGACACGCGAGCAAUGCCACCUCAGGAUAGUGCGCAGCAAACGCAAUCUAGGCAAGGGCGACAAGCGCCUUCGCAACCACUGCAAGCUGUUACUAGGGCGAAGCGCAACGCUGCUAUUAUUGGAGAGUUGCAAAGGCAAGCUAGUAUGAAACGUAAAUGA
Messenger RNA from Rhopilema esculentum, 2109 nucleotides. The record is from RefSeq and is a predicted model, not a curated record. NCBI's taxonomy places the organism in Eukaryota, Metazoa, Cnidaria, Scyphozoa, Rhizostomeae, Rhizostomatidae.